Messenger RNA from Closterium sp. Naga37s-1, 384 nucleotides. Lineage: Eukaryota; Viridiplantae; Streptophyta; Zygnematophyceae; Desmidiales; Closteriaceae. The record is from the annotation of a GenBank genome assembly.
AUGGAUUUCGGCGGACCGUCGAGCGGUCCGGCAGGAUCGAUGCCGAGCAACGACGUGGUGAUGGAUCAAGUGAAGCAGCAGCUCGCGCAGCAAUACGCAGAGGAGUUCUUCGCGGUUGUGAGAGACAAGUGCUUUGCUAAGUGCGUUCCCAAGCCAGGGUCGUCCAUGAGCAGCAGCGAGAGCACAUGUGUGACGCGAUGUGUGGAGCGGUACAUUGAGGCGACGGGAAUUGUGUCCAAAGCGGUGCUGCAGCUUGGGCAACGAUCCGUGGAGUCACUUGUGUAUGCAGUGGCGUGGUGCAGUGCUGUGCCUAAGUAUGCCGCCGCACAGCAGGCAUGCUUGCGCAUGUGCUGGUUCCACGACACCACACCACACGGCCUGUGA